Vicugna pacos (alpaca) is the source of this 838-nucleotide messenger RNA. Lineage: Eukaryota; Metazoa; Chordata; Mammalia; Artiodactyla; Camelidae. The record is from RefSeq and is a predicted model, not a curated record.
CCUCUGCCCUGCCCAGCCCCCAGUGAUAGCUGUCCUAUAAAAGGGCUGAGCUGCUCCACUCCCCUCACUGGGGGUGUGAGGAGCAGGGGGGACCAUGGACUUCGUCAGCAUCCAGCAGUUGGUAAGUGAUGAGAGAGUUGAAAGGAAAGGAUUGGGAUGUGGACACGGAGUUCUGGAUCCUGGAGGCGGGCCUCGAAACUGGAGGCUGGGGCCCCAGGAGGUCGAGGCCCAGGAGAGGCAGAAACUGGAGGAGGAGAAGAGGAAGAGACUUGAAAGAUUUAACAGUUCCAGAACUAACUUGGAGAACCUGGCUGACUUGGAGAACUUGGUUCAAAGACGGAGAGAGAAGCGACUGAAACGCAAAGUCCCCCCUAGGGCACCUGAGCCUGAGGUCAAGCCGCAGCCCCAGGCCCAGUUGGAGCCCGUGGACCUGGAGGUGUUUCUAAAGGCAGCUGCUGAGAACCAGGAGGCCCUGAUUGACAAGUACCUGACAGACGGAGGGGACCCCAAUGCUCACGACAAGCUCCACCGCACGGCCUUGCACUGGGCCUGUCUGAAGGGUCACAGCCAGCUAGUCAACAAGCUGUUGGAGGCGGGUGCCACCGUGGACGCUCGGGACUUGCUGGACAGGACCCCCGUGUUCUGGGCCUGCCGCAGAGGGCACCUGGACAUCCUCAAACACCUGCUUAACCGGGGCGCCCGGGUCAACGCCCGGGACAAGGUGAGGGGCACACACCCAGGGGUGGUCUGGGCCCUGGUCCCAGAGCUGGCGCUGGCCCCGAGCCGGCAGCUGCACCUGCACUGCUCCAUCCCCCUCAGGGGAAGACAGGAGCUGUGA